Molecule: messenger RNA, 1671 nt
Organism: Monoraphidium neglectum
Lineage: Eukaryota; Viridiplantae; Chlorophyta; Chlorophyceae; Sphaeropleales; Selenastraceae
Exons: 18
Coding region: 1-1671 (556 amino acids)
Biological process (GO): phospholipid catabolic process
Cellular component (GO): plasma membrane
Molecular function (GO): D-type glycerophospholipase activity
Source: RefSeq, a predicted model, not a curated record
AUGGUGCUGCUGCAUGGCGUCCUCAACGUCUAUGUCGACAAGGCGGAGCACCUGCCUCGCACGAUCAGAACCCAGGUCUCAUCUGUCGUGAAGCGCUUUGUGUGCUGCGGCCUUGGGCCUGCGCUGUACGGCUCCUGCGACCCGUACGCCGUGCUGGAGCUCGCCGGCACGCGGCGCCUGCGCACAAGCGUCAUGUCUGGCGACACAAGUCCCCAAUGGGAGGAGCAGUUUGAGGUGUACGUGGCAGACGAGACCGACGAUAUGCGGGUGGUGGUCAAGGACGCCGACCUGGUCGGGGCGGAGCAGCUGGGGCAGGCGACGUUUGACGCGGCGCAGUUCUUGGAUGAGCAAAUGCACAACCUGGUGCUGGAUCUGGUGGAUGCACAGGGCAAUCCCGUGGGCCUGAAGCUUCCAGGGGAGUUCCGCCAGGCGCGCAUCCACAUCUACAUUCAGUACCGCAGCGUCGAGACGCAGAGGAAGUUUGUUGCCUCUACAGGACCGGUCAUCAGGGGCGAGGUCCCCCGCACGUACUUCCCAAUGCGCACUGGCAACAAGGUGAAGCUGUACCAUGACGCCUACCAGACGCCAGGGCCCCUGCACGACAUCCUGCUGGGGGAUGGCACCCCUUACCAGGAGACCUCCUGCUGGGACGACGUGUAUGAGGCGAUCCAGGGGGCCAAGCGCUUCAUCCUCAUCACCGGCUGGAGCGUCUGGACCGAGACGGCGCUAAAGCGCCAGCCCGCCAGCCCUGAACGCGCGCCGCCGCUGGGCCAGCUGCUGCUGGCGAAGGCGGCGCAGGGCGUGAAGGUGCUGUUGCUGGUCUGGGACGACGCCUCCAACAACCUGGGGGUGGGGGACGGCCUGAUGGCCACGCACGACAACGAGACCUACGCAUUCUUCAAGGGCACGGACGUCAAGUGCGUGCUGUGCCCCCGGCAGGGCGGCGAAGAGGACAGUAUCAUCCAGUCUGUGACGCGCACCUCGUUCACGCACCACCAGAAGACCAUCAUCGUCGACGCGCCGCCGCCGUCGUCCGUGCCACGGAAUGCACAUCCGGAGGUCUCCACGAGACGCCACGUGGUGUCAUUCGUGGGGGGCCUCGACCUGUGCGACGGCAGGUACGACACGGGGGACCACCCCAUCUUUGGGACUGACGGCCCGGGCGGCCCCCACGAGGGAGACAUGCACCAGCCGUGUAUUGAGGGGCUUGUGGCGGAGCGCAGCGCGCCGCGGGAGCCAUGGCACGACAUCCACGCGCGCAUUGAGGGGCCGGCAGCAUACGAUGUGAUGAUCAACUUUUUGGAGCGCUGGUCAAAGCAGGCCGGCUCUCGGCGUCAGAAGGACAUCACCACCCUCGACGACACCCUGGACGUGCACAUGCCGCGGCCCCUGAUGGAGUACGUGAUGGCUGUGAUCAAGGCUCAGGACCCGGGCUUCAUCCUGUCGGACCCCUCAGACCCCGACAGCUGGGGCGUCCAGGUUGUGGACCGCUCCAUCCACACGGCCUACAUCAACGCGAUUCGCCAGGCUCAGCGCUUCAUCUACAUCGAAAACCAGUACUUCCUGGGGUCCAGCCACCUGUGGGAGGGCGACAAGGAGGCCACCGCCACGCACCUCAUACCCGCUGAGCUGGUGCUCAAGAUCUGCGCCAAGAUCAGGCUCGGCGGCUAG